Messenger RNA from Lactuca saligna, 2688 nucleotides. The record is from the annotation of a GenBank genome assembly. NCBI's taxonomy places the organism in Eukaryota, Viridiplantae, Streptophyta, Magnoliopsida, Asterales, Asteraceae.
AUGUCCCUAAAAAUCACCAAGAAACACAACAGACAUCUCAACAAUCCCUUCCCUUCAAAACCCAAAUCUUUACCCUUCAAACAUGGCACUCUUUUCUUAAAUUCCCAAACUACCCUUCCACCUCACCAAAUCUUCCCUAUUGGAAACGAUUUUGAAUUAAUUUGGAGAUCAGAAAAUGGAGGAUGUGUUUCCAUUUCUCAUAAAUCCAAUCCCACACGAUCCAUUUGGUCUACAGUCCCUGGUAGAUCAUUCAUCUCCACUGCCAUGGCAGAAACAGAGGUGGAAGAAAGCAGAGGAUCCUUCAUCAUUAAGGAUAAAAAUGUCCAAUUUAUAUGCAACCAUCAAACUAUCGAAGACAUCAAGGUGUUGAAAAGUCAAACCGAAUUCGAAUUCGAAUCCGGGUUUCUCGAAUUUCAAUCCGAAUCCCCGGUUCUGUUAAUAACAGGUAGGGUUUUUGGCAUGAAGAAGAACAAGAAGCCAUUGUUACAAAAAUGGGAAUCUGUAGAAAAAGAUGUUUGUAGCUAUGUGAAUUAUUUCAUUUUAUUUGAUCAAAAGAACAGUAAUCAGAUUGGGUUCCAAGUGAAAAUCGGUAAACCCAACCUUGUAAAUGUAAAACUUUCACCGAAAAUCUACCGGGGGCAUUUUCGUAAAUUGACCCGACCUCGAAGAAUUCGAAUUCGGUUAUGCGGGAGGAGAAGACACCAAGUGGUGACAGAUUCGAGUAAUGAAGAGGAAAAUGUUGCAAUGAAAGAAAAAAAUGGUUUAGGAAUUGGAUUUUUUAAUAGGAUUUGUGUUACAUAUUCAAGUGAAAGAAAUGAAAGAUUUUUUGGAUUUGGAGAACAGUUUUCACAUAUGGAUUUUAAAGGAAGAAAAGUCCCGAUUUUUGUUCAAGAACAAGGGAUUGGGAGAGGUGAUCAACCAAUUACAUUUGCUGCUAAUCUUGUUAGCUACAGAGCUGGAGGAGAUUGGAGUACAACAUAUGCACCUUCACCAUUUUACAUGACAUCAAAGAUGAGAUCUCUUUACCUUGAAGGUUAUGAUUAUUCAGUCUUUGAUCUAACACAUGACGAUAGUGUUCAGAUACAUAUACAUGGCGAUAGUAUGGAAGGUAGGAUAUUAUAUGGAAACUCGCCUUCUGAGCUGAUUGAACAAUUCACCGAAUCCAUAGGUAGACCACCUGUUCUUCCUGAUUGGAUUAUAUCAGGAGCAAUUGUGGGAAUGCAAGGUGGAACAAAUUCAGUAAAGAAUGUUUGGGAAGAACUUGUGGCUUAUGAUGUUCCAAUAUCAGCAUUUUGGUUACAGGAUUGGGUAGGGGAGAGGAAGACAGUGAUUGGAUCACAGCUAUGGUGGAAUUGGGAAGUGGAUGAAACAAGGUAUCAAGGAUGGAAAGAACUUAUUCGGGAUCUCAGUGUGAGACAUAUUAAAGUCAUGACAUAUUGCAAUCCUUGUUUAGCUCCAAUGGAUAGAAAGGUGGAUGCAAGGAGAAACCUAUUUGAAGAGGCGAAAAAGUUGGACAUUUUAGUGAAAGACAAGAAUGGAGAAGCAUACAUGGUCCCCAAUACAGCUUUUGAUGUAGGGAUGUUGGAUUUAACACAUCCUCAUACUGCAACUUGGUUUAAGAAGAUUUUACAUGAAAUGGUGGAUGAUGGUGUUAGAGGAUGGAUGGCUGAUUUUGGUGAAGGGCUUCCUGUUGAUGCGUGUAUUUACUCGGGUGAAGAUCCGAUUUCUGCUCAUAAUAGAUACCCUGAGUUAUGGGCUCAAAUAAACCGGGAGUUUACAGAAGAAUGGAAGAGUAAACUUAUUGGAAAGGAGAAAGAAGACCCUUCAGAAUCUUUAGUUUUCUUUAUGAGAUCUGGUUUUAGAAAUAGUCCAAAAUGGGCGAUGUUGUUUUGGGAAGGGGAUCAAAUGGUGAGUUGGCAAGCUAAUGAUGGAAUAAAAAGUGCUGUUGUUGGGUUGUUAAGUAGUGGGCUUUGUGGAUAUGCGUUUAAUCAUAGUGAUAUUGGAGGGUAUUGUGGUGUAAAUUUGCCCUUUUUCAAGUAUCGAAGAGAUGAAGAGUUGCUAUUAAGAUGGAUGGAGUUGAAUGCAUUCACUACCAUAUUCAGAACACAUGAAGGGAACAAACCAUCUGUUAAUAGCCAGUUCUAUUCAAAUCAAAAGACAUUAACACAUUUCGCACGCUUUGCUAAAGUCUACAAAGCAUGGAAAUUUUACAGAGUCCAACUCGUAAAGGAAGCAAGUGAAAAAGGGCUUCCAGUUUGUCGUCACCUGUUUCUACAUUACCCUAAUGAUGAUCAUGUACAUAGCUUGACGUAUGAGCAGUUUCUAGUUGGGGAGGAGAUUCUAGUGGUGCCUACUCUUGAUAAACACAGGAAAAAUGUCAAAGCGUACUUUCCUGUAGGAGAAGGUUGUGUUUGGAAACAUAUAUGGACAGGAGAUUUAUACGAUAUAGAAGGUUCAGAAGCUUUGAUAGAAGCUCCGAUUGGGUAUCCAGCAAUUUUUGUUGUUCAGUUUAUUCAUCCAUUGAUUUGUCAUACGCAUUUUGAAAACCCUAAGAUAUUGUAUGAAGACACUAGAAGCUUUAUGCGAAUUGCGACGGAUGUAGAUUACUUAAAAAACAAAGCCCUUCAGCGAACAUCUAACAAGAUCAAUAGAAAUUCAUCUAAUCAAACAGGUGAUAGAUGCAAUUAG